Molecule: messenger RNA, 3836 nt
Organism: Leptonychotes weddellii (Weddell seal)
Lineage: Eukaryota; Metazoa; Chordata; Mammalia; Carnivora; Phocidae
Source: RefSeq, a predicted model, not a curated record
CCCCUCCACAGCGACGGCGGCGGCCGCGGCGGCUGAGUCGGUGGUGGCGGCAGUGGUGGCGGCUGCGGGCUGAGCGGCGAGGUUCCGAUUUAAAGCUGAGCUGCGAGGAAAAUGGCGGCGGGCGGAUCAAAAUACUUGCUGAACAGUGGAGUCACAGACCAAUAAAAAUAAGCUCCUACUUGAACGUCAUUUGACUGGUUAGCCAGUUUGCUGGCAUUAUAAACUAAAGAAGACUGAGGAGAAGAAUGACCAGGACCUAAGGAUAAUCCAUUUUUGGCAUAAGUCUGCACCAAGUUGCUGAUGUAUAGUCACGAUGAGCGGAUUAGGAGAAAACUCCUUGGAUCCACUGGCCCCUGAUUCCCGAAAACGCAAAUUGCCAUGUGAUACUCCAGGACAAGGUUUUACCUGCAGUGGUGAAAAGUGGAGACGGGAGCAGGAGAGUAAAUAUAUUGAAGAAUUGGCUGAACUGAUAUCUGCUAAUCUUAGUGAUAUUGACAAUUUCAAUGUCAAACCAGAUAAAUGUGCAAUUCUAAAGGAAACAGUAAGACAGAUACGUCAAAUAAAAGAGCAAGGAAAAACUAUUUCUAAUGAUGAUGAUGUUCAGAAAGCUGAUGUGUCGUCUACAGGACAGGGAGUUAUUGAUAAAGACUCCUUAGGGCCACUUUUACUUCAGGCAUUGGAUGGUUUCCUGUUUGUGGUGAAUCGUGAUGGAAACAUUGUAUUUGUGUCAGAAAAUGUCACACAGUAUCUGCAAUAUAAGCAAGAGGACCUGGUUAACACAAGUGUCUACAAUAUCUUGCAUGAAGAAGACAGAAAGGAUUUCCUUAAAAACUUACCAAAAUCUACAGUUAAUGGAGUUUCCUGGACAAAUGAGACCCAGAGACAAAAAAGCCAUACAUUUAAUUGCCGUAUGCUGAUGAAAACACCGCAUGAUAUUCUGGAAGACAUAAACACUGGUCCUGAAAUGCGCCAGAGAUACGAAACAAUGCAGUGCUUUGCCCUGUCUCAGCCUCGAGCCAUGAUGGAGGAAGGGGAAGAUUUGCAAUCCUGUAUGAUCUGUGUAGCACGCCGCAUUACUACAGGAGAAAGAGCAUUUCCCUCAAACCCUGAGAGCUUUAUUACUAGACAUGAUCUUUCAGGAAAAGUUGUCAAUAUAGAUACAAAUUCACUGAGAUCCUCCAUGAGACCUGGCUUUGAAGAUAUAAUCCGAAGGUGUAUCCAGAGAUUUUUUAGUCUUAAUGAUGGUCAGUCAUGGUCCCAGAAACGUCACUAUCAAGAAGCUUAUAUCCAUGGCCAUGCAGAAACCCCGGUGUAUCGAUUCUCAUUGGCUGAUGGAACCAUAGUGACAGCACAAACCAAAAGCAAACUCUUCCGAAAUCCUGUCACAAAUGAUCGGCAUGGCUUUGUCUCAACCCACUUUCUUCAGAGGGAACAGAAUGGGUAUAGAGCAAACACGAAUCCUGUUGGACCAGGCAUUAGACCUCCAGCAGCCGGAUGUAACAGUUCGGUAGGCGGCAUGAGUAUGUCGCCAAACCACGGUUUACAGAUGCUGAGCAACAGGACCUAUGGCCUGGCUGACCCCAGCACCACAGGGCAGAUGAGCGGGGCUAGGUAUGGGGCCUCCAAUCCCAUAGCUUCAAUGAACCCUGGGCCAGGCAUGCAGUCACCAUCUUCCUACCAGAACAGCAACUAUGGUCUCAACAUGAGUAGCCCCCCACAUGGGAGCCCUGGCCUUGGCUCCAGUCAGCAGAACAUCAUGAUUUCUCCUCGUAACCGUGGGAGUCCAAAGAUGGCCUCACAUCAGUUUUCUCCUGUUGCAGGUGUGCACUCUCCCAUGGGAUCUUCUGGUAAUACUGGGAGCCACAGCUUUUCUAGCAGCUCUCUGAGUGCACUUCAAGCUAUCAGUGAGGGUGUGGGGACUUCUCUUUUAUCCACUCUGUCUUCACCAGGCCCCAAAUUGGAUAACUCUCCCAAUAUGAAUAUGAGCCAGCCAAAUAAAGUGAACAGUCAGGAUUCCAAGAGUCCCCUGGGCUUGUAUUGUGACCAGAAUCCAGUGGAGAGUUCAAUGUGUCAGUCAAAUAGCAGGGAUCACCUCAGUGACAAAGAAAGUAAAGAGAGCACUGUUGAAGGGUCAGAGAAUCAGAGGGGUUCUCUAGAAAGCAAGGGUCAUAAAAAAUUACUGCAGUUACUUACCUGUUCUUCUGAUGACCGGGGCCAUUCCUCCUUGACCAACUCCCCCCUGGAUUCAAGUUGUAAAGACUCUUCCAUUAGUGUCACCAGCCCGUCUGGGGUCUCUUCUUCCACCUCCGGAGGAGUGUCCUCCACAUCGAAUAUGCAUGGGUCACUGCUGCAGGAGAAGCACCGGAUUCUGCACAAGUUGCUGCAGAAUGGGAAUUCACCUGCAGAAGUAGCCAAGAUUACUGCAGAAGCCACUGGGAAAGACACCAGCAGUACGGCGUCUUGUGUGGAAGGAAAUGUCAAGCAGGAGCAACUAAGUCCUAAGAAGAAGGAAAAUAAUGCACUUCUUAGAUAUCUGCUAGACAGGGAUGAUCCUAGUGAUACACUCUCUAAAGAACUGCAGCCCAAAGUGGAAGGAGGGGACAGUAAAAUGAGUCAGUGUGGCAGCUCCACCAUUCCUAGUUCAAGUCAAGAGAAGGACUCUAAAAUUAAGACAGAAACAAAUGAAGAGGGAUCUGGAGACUUGGAUAAUCUAGAUGCUAUUCUUGGUGAUCUGACUAGUUCUGACUUUUACAAUAAUUCCAUAUCCACAAAUGGUAGUAAUCUGGGAACCAAGCAACAAAUGUUUCAAGGAACUAAUUCUCUGGGUUUGAGGAGUCCACAGUCUGUGCAGGGCAUUCGUCCCCCAUAUAGCCGAGCAGUGUCUCUAGAUAGCCCUGUUUCUGUUGGCUCAGGUCCUCCAGUAAAGAAUAUCAGUGCUUUCCCCAUGUUACCAAAGCAGCCCAUGUUGGGUGGGAAUCCAAGAAUGAUGGAUAGUCAGGAAAAUUAUGGCUCAACUAUGGGUGGACCAAACAGAAAUGUGACUGUGAAUCAGACUCCUUCCUCAGGAGACUGGGGCUUAUCAAACUCAAAGACCAGUAGAAUGGAACCUAUGAGUGCCAACUCCAUGGGAAGACCAGGAGCAGAUUAUAAUGCUUCUUUACCCAGACCUGCAGUGGGCAGCUCUAUGCCCACCUUGCCGCUGCGGGUCGGUAGCAUCCCAGGGGCGAGACCAGUGUUGCAGCAGCAGCAGCAGAUGCUUCAAAUGCGGCCUGGUGAGAUUCCCAUGGGAAUGGGAGUCAGUCCAUAUGGCCAGGCAGCGCCAUCUAACCAACCGGGUUCCUGGCCAGAUGGCAUGUUGUCCAUGGAACAGGGCCCUCAUGGGACUCAAAAUAGGCCACUUCUUAGGAAUUCCCUGGAUGAUCUCCUUGGGCCACCUUCUAACCUAGAAGGGCAGAGUGAUGAAAGAGCAUUGUUGGACCAGCUGCACACUCUCUUGAGCAACACAGAUGCCACAGGCUUGGAAGAAAUUGACAGAGCUCUGGGCAUCCCUGAACUUGUAAAUCAAGUAGGUGGCACUAACACGGAAAUGGAGGUGUAUAUGUGCACGCUCUCAAAUGAGCAUGUGUGUGCGCACAUCCAUGAAGCCACUCACGUGAAUGCCUGUCUGGGAAUCUUUCUUGUUAACUUGAGUUACAUCACUACAUUCAUGGAGGCCAGUAUUAAAUUUAGAAAUCAUAUUGCCAGCAGCCUACUGUUUUGUAAAGCUGUCCAAUUUUAGGCAGCUAUAGAAAUGAUCCAAUAAAAUUUCUAUGCGGUUUUAUUUAUUUAUUUAUUUA